Molecule: messenger RNA, 2303 nt
Organism: Coregonus clupeaformis (lake whitefish)
Lineage: Eukaryota; Metazoa; Chordata; Actinopteri; Salmoniformes; Salmonidae
Product: interferon-related developmental regulator 1
Exons: 11
Coding region: 195-1481 (428 amino acids)
Cellular component (GO): nucleus
Source: RefSeq, a predicted model, not a curated record
CGACAUUAACGCAGCCCUAGUUUUUUUGAGGGAAAAAUGUAUCGUCUUCGCCCACAGUCUUUCUCCAGGAUCGCUUUUAAUUCCUUUCUCUCUACCGUGCCACGGGAAGAUUGUCAAUUUAUGAGACUGUUUAAUAAAAACUGGUCGUGUAUCGGCUGAUUUUUGCUCAUAUUCUCAUACUUAUCUGCACGGAAAUGCCAAGGUCCAAGAAGAAGAGUUCCAGGGGGGGGCAGCAUGGUGCUGUGCAGCCUUUCAGCGAUGAGGAUGCCUCCGUUGAGACCCUCAGCCACUGCAGCAGCUUCAGUGACGCCAUGAGUGUGGCAGACGAAGGAGGGGAGGCAGCCCAGGAGGCAGCCCAGGAGGAUUUCCAGUACAAGCUGAAGGUUUUCAUUGACAGCACUGUGGAUAAGAGUGCCAAGACCAGACAAGGAGCCCUGGACGGGCUGAAGGCUGCCAUGGCAACCAGGAUCCUGUACGAGUUCAUUUCGGACAGGAGGAUGACCAUCACUGACAGCAUUGAGCGCUGUCUCAAGAAAGGUAAAGGACAGGAGCAGUGUGCGGCAGCCUCCCUGGCCUGUCUGCUGUGUAUUCAGUUGGGCUCAGACAUCGAGAGCGAGGAGGUGUUCAAGACUCUCAAACCCAUCUUCAAGAACAUUCUGCUGGAUGGAGCAGCCAAUAUCCAAGCCAGACAAGCUUGCGCAACAAGUUUGGGCCUGUGCACUCUCGUGGCGGAAGAUGACAUCCUGGAUGUAUAUGCCACCAUGGAGAGCUUUGAGAGUUUGUUCAUGCGUUCUUAUGUGAAGGAGGAUGGGAGUCGCCCCUCUCUCAACCCCCAGACCACCCUGCUCCACACCAAUGCCCUCCUCUCCUGGGCCCUGCUGCUCACAAUCUGCACCGGCAGCCAGGUCAAAGCAGUCACACACAAACACCUGCCCAAACUACCCCGGUUGUUGGAGAACGACGAUGUCAACAUGAGGAUAGCAGCGGGAGAGACCAUCGCUCUGCUGUUUGAGCUGGCUAGGGACAAGGACCCUGAGUUUGAGUAUGACGACUGGGAGCCUCUGUGUGACAAGCUGAACUCUCUGGCCACCGACUGCAACAAACAUCGUGCCAAGACUGACAAGAGGAAGCAGAGGUCUGUGUUCAGGGACGUGCUCAAGGCAGUGGAGGAAGGGGACUUUCAGACUGAGACAAUCCGCUUCAGCACUGAACGUAUGACCAUCGACAGCUGGGUGAGGAAGAGGACUUACGACGCCUUCAGGGAGUUUGUGGGCUCUGGCAUGAACUACCACCUACAGGCUAAUGAGUUUAUCCGUGAUGUGUUUGAACUGGGACCACCCAUGCUGGUUGACGCGGCCACACUGAAGUCCAUGAAAAUCUCCCGCUUCGAAAGGCAUCUCUACAACGCAGCUGCAUUCAAGGCUCGGACAAAGGCCAGGAACAAGUUCAGAGACAAGAGGGUUGACGUCGGGGAGUUUUGAUGUGAUUUAAUGGUCCAACUUGCGCUUUUAUAAACCAUCAAUUUAACCAUCUUGAAUAUCACUGUCCUUAAUUUAUCCAAUUGUCAAGUGGUUGGUAUUUGUAAAUAUGAAUAAUCAUGUAUGUCCGUCUCAAUGAUGCCCCUAUUCCCCAUAUAGGCUUGCCAGUGCACCAAUUUUAGCCAGAGUGUGUAUGUAGGGAAUAAAGUGUCAAGUGAGAUGCAGACUUUGUUGCUCUGUUUUAAUGUUUGUGUUCCAUUAACAUUGAGAUAUAUUAUUUGAAAAUGCACUAAUUGGAUAACUGUAUUUUGUUAUACACGGAGUAUACCAAACAUUAGGAACACCUUCCUAAUACUGAGUCACCCCCCUUGCCCUCAGAACAGCCUCAAUUUGUCUAGGCAUGGAUUACAAGGUGUCAAGUGUUCCACAUGGAUGCUGGCUCAUGUUGACUCCAAUGUUUACCACAGUUGUGUCAAGUUGGCUGGAUGUCGUUUGGGUGGUGGACCAUUCCUGAUACACACGGGAAACUGAGUGUGUAAAACCCAGCAGUUUUGCAGUUCUUGACACAAACCAGUGCGCCUUGCACCACUAUCAUACCCCGUUCAAAGGCAUUUAAAUCGUUUGUCUUUCCCGUUCCUCCUCUGAAGGGCACACAUACACAAUCCAUGUCUCAAGGCUUAAAAAUCAUUCUUUAACCCAUGAUCAUAGCUUUCAGCUGGUCAGUCUGCCAUGUAAAGAGCGGGUGUUAAUGUUUUGUACACUCAGUGUAGUUUAGUAGGUCUAUUGGGGAAGUGAGAAACUCAAAUAAAUACUAACUGAACAAAU